This is a messenger RNA of Glycine soja, 1119 nucleotides long. Its product is annotated as survival of motor neuron-related-splicing factor 30-like. NCBI's taxonomy places the organism in Eukaryota, Viridiplantae, Streptophyta, Magnoliopsida, Fabales, Fabaceae. The transcript is spliced from 8 exons. Gene Ontology annotation, cellular component: nucleus. Bases 78 to 974 code for a protein of 298 amino acids. The record is from RefSeq and is a predicted model, not a curated record.
GCGGGGAGGGGUAGCGUAGCGUGUUGAAGAAUCAGAAUUGGAAUCGGAAGAAGAAAGGAGAAUUAGGGUUUGUGGAGAUGCAAGGGCAAGGCGUUGAUGAAGUGAACAUUGAAGAGUUGGCCUCGAAUCUUUCCCUCUACAAAGAUCAACUGAACCAGGUUAGGCAACUCUUGAACGAUGACCCUUCAAAUUCUGAAUAUGCUGACAUGGAGAGGGAACUUUCCGAGGUCAUUGCUUUGACUGAGGAACUCCUUGCAACUGCAAAGCAGAAUGAAAUCCCUGCUCCUCCUAACGCUGCUGCUGCCUCUCCAACCUUGUCCAUACAUAAUGACAAUCAAGUGCUGGAUAGCAGCUCUGAUCAUCAAGAGAAACUUCCUGUUGGCACCAAAGUUCAGGCAGUUUGGAGUGAAGAUGGGGAGUGGUAUGAUGCAACAGUUGAGGCUUAUACACCAAAUGGUUAUUAUGUAAGCUAUGACAAUUGGGGUAAUAAAGAAGAGGUUGAUCCUGCCAAUAUAAGGUCAAUUCAAGAAGGUUCUGUUGAUGCUUUAUUAGAAGCUGAGCGAGUUGCUGAAGCAACAAAACAGGCCAUCAAACGAAAAAUUGUGCAAGCUGCAUCUAUCGAUUUACAGUCUCGGAGUCUACCUGCAAAGCUUCGUAUAGAGGCUGAUGAUCCUGAGGAUGUGAAAGCUUCGAAACGCAAGAAAAUACAUGCCUUUAAGUCAAAGAUGCGGAUGGAGCAACUUGAAGUCACACAAAAUAAGCGGCAAAAUGCUUGGCAGCAAUUUCAGUCAACCAAAGGAAAGGCAAAGAAGAUUGGUUUCUUCUCUGGAAGAAAACGGGAGAGUAUUUUUAAAUCUCCUGAUGAUCCUCAGGGAAAGGUUGGUGUGACGGGAAGUGGGAAAGGUUUGACAGAGUUCCAGAAGAGAGAAAAACAUUUUCACCUCAAAGAUGGUACUGUUGAAAAUGAUGAGUAGGUUAUGCACCUAUUCGGCUAAAUGCCCUUUCAAUUGUAUGUAAUGCUCAAACAACCAAUCUAUGUAGAGGUUCACUGAUGGCAAACCAAACGAUGUUAUCUACUGAAAUGUGUUGAGACUGUUCUAGAUUAUGGUUUUAGCCCCC